Macrosiphum euphorbiae (potato aphid) is the source of this 975-nucleotide messenger RNA. The record is from the annotation of a GenBank genome assembly. Lineage: Eukaryota; Metazoa; Arthropoda; Insecta; Hemiptera; Aphididae.
AUGGAAAAAGUUAUUAGAGAGAUUGGAGGUUCUAGAGGCGUAGGCCUUAAGUUUAAAGACGAAGAUGGAUACACGUACUGGAAAAAUCGCCAAUGUCGAUUGCACUUUACAGUUCGUUGUGCAUCCUGGAGAGCUGGUUGUCGUGCAAAAGGCAGAGUGUUAAACAAUGACAAAACUAAGGUUAUUCUUAUUAUAUGCCAUGAGACACAUCCUGAGGAUCAAUUGGCACUGCAUAAUUUCAAAAAAAUCUGUAACCAACGGGCACAGACUGAAAAUAUACCUCUUCGGGUCAUUUACAAUGAAACAUGCACUUCAGCAGAAUUUAUAAAUGUUCACGUUGGUGCAUUUGUGUCACAUCGAAGGACGAUGCGGAGGCAUAGACGUCAGACCCAGCCAGUAAGUCCUAGGUCGAUGACUGAGUUCCAUGGUCAACUCAGUGGAGAUUAUACACACUUGACUAAACUUGAUAAUGCAACUUUGUAUAAUGGCCUAAUCGGUAACACGCCACAGGAAGGAGUUAUUUUACUAUUUAUUUUACCUGAAGUCAUAAACAUACUUAGAACGGGUACGACAUUUUUGUUUGAUGGCACAUUUGCAAGUGCACCAUCAUUUGGAAAUGAGUGCCAACAGUUGUAUGUAAUAAUGGGCAUAACAUUUAACACUGGGUUUCCAAUUGGGUUUGCAUUAAUGUCAAGGAAAACAGAAUGUGCAUACUCAGCACUGUUCAACAAAAUCCUGACUUUAGUGCCGGAAUGGAAACCACAAACCAUUAUCAUUGAUUUUGAAAGGGCAGCAAUAGCGUCCAUUAAAUCAAUAUUUCCUAACACAGUAAUACGAGGUUGUUGGUUUCAUUCUUCGCAAGCUGUAUGGAGAAAAGUUGGAAAUAUUGGUAAGCUAUUAUAUUCACUGUAUUUAUCUGAUGAGUAUUCAAGUAUCAGAGUAUUGAGUAUUCGGAUGAGUACUCAGAAGUUAUAA